UGCUCGAUGCUGUCCACUGCUGGGUCUAAUAAUUUCGACGCUUGUGCGCCAUGGCUUCAACAAGCCCAAGCUGAAGCCAAGGUUCCCAAACUCGCCGCAUGCUGGCGAAAGUCUAUUUGUUCCUGGUUUUAAAUAUGCAGCUACGCCGUUGAAAAGGAGGAAGAACCGUCACUGGGACUGAGUGAACUGGCAUUGACUGGCCUGCAGCGAUGGCCUUUGAUUCUUCCUCCAACGACCGAGGCCUCGCCCUGGUCCGGGGCAUGUGGGCUGCCAUCGCCAUCGCUGCGUUCAUCCUCAUCUUACGAGUGUUUGCAAAGUUCAAACUGCGCCAGUUCCGCUUCGAUGAUGUGCUGAUGAUCGUGUCCUGGGCCAUGACCCUGGCAGCAACCGUGCUGCUGCAGAUGUCCGUCGAUCACGGCUUCGGCACCGACCUGACGAAACUGGAGUAUCCCGACCUCAAGGUGGUGCUGAAGGCGAUUGCGAUCGAGAUCCCCCUCGUCACCAUCGGCACUGGCUUCGCCCGCUGUGCCUUUGCCCUGUAUAUCAUCGCCAUCCUGGGCAACAAACGCGCGCAUACUAUCGCCCUGUGGACCGUCAUGCUUCUUCAGCUGGCCGGGAACAUUGUAUCGGGCGUCCUGCCUCUCAGUAUCUGCCGGGACGUGCGUAUAUUAUGGGAUCCAACCGUUAAGACAACAUGCGGUGACAACGUGGCCGUUAUAAAAUUCGCCUACUUCUCAUCUGCCGUCAACGCAGCAGCAGACCUCUUCCUCGCCGUCUUCCCCACAGUGAUCUUCUGGAACCUCAACCUACGCCUGCGGAUCAAAAUCAGUCUAAUCAUCCUAAUGAGCCUGGGCAUCCUGGCCAUGAUCGCCGUGAUCAUCAAGUCCACCAAAUACGGCGAUAUCCCGGGCAUCACGAACCUAGGCUCCCACGGCGGCAUCGAGCUCAUCCGCUGGGGCUACGCGGAGAAUCUAAUCAUCAUCAUCACCUCAUCCGUGCCCUGUAUCCGGCCGCUGCUUAUCUCGUCCGUGCGGAAACUAUCCAGUGCAGCGCGGUCGCGGUCUUAUGAACUCAGCGGACCUUUCUCGGGGAAUAAGGGCGUGCAGUCGAAGACGUCGAGGAAUAACCACUCCAGUGGACGUUCCGAUAACAACGGGUACGAGGAGGAGGAUCUCCCCGAGGAGACGGAUAGUAUCGAGCGGAUUUUGCAAGAUGCAGAGACGGCGGAGCGCAAUCGAGAGUUGCGUAGGGGCAUCACGAAGCAGGUUGAUAUCUCGGUGAUGUCGACCAAUAGUCGGUCUGAGGGGGGUGGGAAUCAAUCGCCUUAUUGAUUGUCACUGGAUGAAUGAAUGUAAUGAGUCUACUUUAUUUACUUCUUAGACUAGACCUUUGACUUGUAUAUAUUCACUUCUACCUUCUUUGUUGCUGUGAACUAUCUUCAUUGUGGUAGCUGACCUUCACAACUGCUUCUCUGUAUAAAAUGAUACCUCAAUCUUGCAAUCUCUACUUUACUUU
This is a messenger RNA of Aspergillus versicolor CBS 583.65, 1515 nucleotides long. RefSeq lists its product as uncharacterized. The coding region runs from base 210 to 1331 and encodes 373 amino acids. The transcript is spliced from 3 exons. The record is from RefSeq and is a predicted model, not a curated record. Lineage: Eukaryota; Fungi; Ascomycota; Eurotiomycetes; Eurotiales; Aspergillaceae.